This is a messenger RNA of Ciona intestinalis (vase tunicate), 2598 nucleotides long. Lineage: Eukaryota; Metazoa; Chordata; Ascidiacea; Phlebobranchia; Cionidae. The record is from RefSeq and is a predicted model, not a curated record.
UAACGUUGAGAUUCUGAGUUUAAAGACGCCAUCGGACCGAAUUGUUCCGCGCGUAUGCGCACACGGACGGAAACGGACCGAAACAAAUAUGGUGUGCAGCCACCUGAAGGUUUUUUUCUGUUUAAGUAUUAUCCAUACAUCGCAGUGGAGGCGUAGCAACUUUCAAAUAUUCGUUAGCAGUCUGGCAUGAUUAAUCAGUUUAUGCAAACUUAACUUUUUGUUAUAUAUUAUUUUUAUGCUCUUCGUGUAGGUUGUGGAAUAACAGGUAAUGACGCGACAAAAAGGUAAAGUUCCUCUGGCGUGCGUUGAACUAUUCUAUUUAACCGCACCCUACCAUACUGACGCGGACACGGGUGUUCGCCUACAUGUACUGCUGUUAGUGUAAUGUAAAGAAUGUACGGCACUGUACGUUAUAUGUCAUUAAGUAGGUAUAGCAUAAGUUAUUAAGUUACAGCAAAAAAAUGUAGAGACAGAAACAAUAAAGUUUGUAUUCUAAUACAAAUUUGUUUAGUUAGUUUUAAAUGAUACUUAACUGAGCAAGAAACAAUUCGUUAAAACCGUACCAUAUAAAGCAGGCAUUAUGUACAGUGAAAUCAAGUACCUUUAAAAAUUUAUGUUGUUAUGCGCACUUUAGAUGUUUGUAGCAAAAUUGCUGACAAGCAAACCGUGGAGUAAAAAUUAUUUAGCAACGUAAAGGAAUCCAUAAUGUAGUUCAACCUGAUGAAAUGGUUUCGUUGACCAAAUGCAGCUUAGCUGUGUAUCUAACAUUGUUGGUGGUGGUGGUAUACCAACUAUAUUAUCAACAUCUUGAAGUUCAUCGCGACGUCGCGAAUAUUGCUAGCAAUAUACAUUUGCCCGCUAGGCAUGUUGGAUCCACAAAAGCUGCACCAACACAAGUUGUACCAGCCAAUGAAGACACAACCCUCCCAGCACACGUCACAAAUACAUUUUCUGAAACUGAAGCUACAUUUUCAAGCACAAACUUCCCUCUGAAAGAGAUUACCACGGCCGGUAAACGUGAAACUAUAAACUAUGAAACUUGUAAUCGUUUACUGCGCGGAGAAACCGAUGGGGAUUACCUUGUUCGCAAUGCGGAUACGACUUCAGAUGAACAGAUUUAUCUAGCAGCGUCGGAAAAUUGUACCGAAUUUCGCAGGAAAUAUCGUUUUAUGUUGCCGGAAUACCAGGUUCAUGAAGAAGAGAAGAACUUCACACUUGCUUAUUCAAUACUUGCGCAUGACAGAAUUCAGCAAUUGGCAUUGCUACUUAGUGCAAUAUACACUCCAUACAACGUUUACUGUUUACACAUUGACGCGAAAUCUGCGCCAGCGACCAAGUUAGCUGCCACUGCAAUCAGUGAAUGCUUUGACAACGUGUUCAUGGCAACGCGCAUGGAAAGAGUGAUUUAUGCUCAUGUUUCCCGGCUGGAAGCAGAUUUAAAUUGCUUCAAAGAUUUACUUGACUUUCAACCGCAACAAUAUCGAUGGAAGUAUUUAAUUAAUUUAUGUGGGCAGGAUUAACCGUUGCGCACCAAUAUGGAGAUAAUUGAACAGAUGAAACAUCUGAAGAACACCAACCUUAUUCUUGGCUGUAAAGCUCACGAUAAGUUAACAUUACGAAGGACACAAGUUGUGUAUCGAUUGGAAAAUGCAACCGACCCUAGCCAGCCUGCCAAAAUGCGUGAAACCGAUAUUGAGCAUCCGCCACCCCCAUACAACAUGACCAUCAACAAAAGUUUGGCGUACAACUUUUUCACGAGAGAUUUUAUAGACUGGGUAAUCUACAAGACGAAUAAAUCAAAAGCGUUGCUUGAAUGGUCACGUGACACCUACAGUCCUGACGAGCAAUACUGGAUGACUUUGAAUAACGAACCUGACGCACCAGGUGGAAAACCAGGUUUCCAGUGUUGGACGUUGGUCCGUUAUAUUAAAUGGAUGUAUAAAGUAGACCAAAAAGAAUGUUUGGGUUAUAGCAAUCAUGGUAUAUGCGUGUUUAAUACAUCGGCGCUUUUUUCUUUCACCAAACGAAACGAGCUUUUUGUUAACAAACUCGACAUUAGAUAUGACGUAGAUGUUGUGCAUUGUCUGCGCUCCUGGUUGGACGAGAGAAGGAGAGGGGGAAAUAAAGAAGGCAAUCCAAGAAGAGAACCUCUUCUACCUCCAUGGUUGUCAUGACGUAGAGCUGGAAAACAAUUUUCGCGUCCUGGAAAGAUCGUAACUUUAAAGGGAAUUUUUGUCUGUAUAACGUUUCAUGUUUUUUUAAUACAAAAUAUAGUAGUGUAAGAUGACUCGCGGAGAAAUACGGCACGCUCUUUAAACGAACAAGUCUGGCAUCUGGCGAACUGAUGGCUCGAACUCUUAAACUGCAAAAAGUUUAUAGUUUUAAUAUGAUUUAGCCAGCAUUCAAAAUCAGCACCUUACCGCUACACCUUUUUCGACAACUGAAAAUCGUUAUGUUCAUUCAUCGCCAAUUUUAAUAGAAGCAAUCUCUCGCUUUUCCGCGUCCGCUUAUAGCUGUGAAAAUACUGUUAAAUAAAGCUGUUGCAUGUUUUCCGUUAUAAUCAUACUGGAAACCACAAAAAUAGAUUUUAAAAUGUGA